This is a messenger RNA of Leishmania mexicana MHOM/GT/2001/U1103, 1542 nucleotides long. RefSeq lists its product as hypothetical. Lineage: Eukaryota; Euglenozoa; Kinetoplastea; Trypanosomatida; Trypanosomatidae. The coding region runs from base 1 to 1542 and encodes 513 amino acids. The record is from RefSeq and is a predicted model, not a curated record. The transcript has a single exon.
AUGAGACGCUUUUUUCCGAGCUCCGUGGCGGCGUCGUGUGCGGGGCGCGUUCUGCAAUGCGCCGCUGAAUGGUACCACAUGCCGGGAUGGAAAACGCAGUCUAGCACGAAGGAUGCCCGGUCGCGUGAACAGCGCGAGAGGGACCGUAAGGCGCGUCAAAUCGAGAAGCUGCCCCGACCCGAGGCACUGCACGACUUUCAAUACCCGUACGAGAAAACCAUUCUGUCGGACAGCAUGUUCGAGUACCCGGUGUAUGAGACAGAGCUCGACACACCGCAUCUCUUCAACUUGACCCCGCCGCCGGAUUUUUUCAUUUACUGGAACGCUACCGAUUUCGAGCGCACGGCCUACCCGCCGGUUCCUGAAGACGACCACCGCAUGCUCGUGCCAUCGUCGCAGUCGCCACGCUGGAUCGAGCAUCGCGCCCGCCUGCGGCAGUAUCUACGCAAGCACGAGAUCAUGCCCCACUACGUCCCGCAUAUCCACGCCAACGUAAACCUCUCUGUUGUCUUUCCGGGACAGUACAACACACGUGCGCGGCUCACUGACGAGAACGGGGACAAGAUUCCGCCGCCGCCGGCGCAGACGAAGAUGACACCGCGCAAUUUUUGGUUCACGGCGCACUGCGGCAACUACAUGGAGCUGACAGACAUUCAGCAACCGCCGAGCGUCUUCUUUUUCGAGGAGGCUCCUGCCGCAGCGAGCGCCGCUAGCAAUGCCGGAGAGGCAGGUGAUGUCGCUCACAAGCAGUUGUCACACGCGGCUAUGAACUACUACACGUUUGUCAUGCUUUCCCCGGACUACCCGUAUCGCGUGCCACUCUCGCAGGAUCGGCAGAGGGCUGAUCGUGGCUUUUUCCUCAACUACAUGGUAGCUAAUUUGCGAGCACCGCAAGCGGUUUCCACGGUGGAUGGCGCGGUCGUGGACACGGAGGGUCUGCAGAGCAAGGGGGACGUCAUUGUCCCCUACGUUGCCCCACUGCCCACCGAGGACGCCGGAACGACGCGGCAUCUGUGCCUUCUCUUCAAGCAAACCAGUCACGUGCCAAACGUGAAGCCGAUGACAGCGGCCGAGGAGCAGCGAGAUUUCCCCCUAGCUCAGCGCAGCAACUACCGCCUGCACAGUGUCCUCACGAAGCAGACGAGGCUGAAAGUGCUACCAAGCGUCUCCGCGGCCUGCUUGGCGAGCCUGCGUGCCGUCGAAGGGGCGAUCCCAGCAGACCCUUGCGCUGUUACUUUCUUCACCACCAAGUGGGACAUCCAGGUCCAGGAAUACUAUGAGAAAGUCGGGCUACCUGAACCGGCGGCGCCAGUCGACGAGGAAAUCGAGGCUCUCCUAGAGUUCCACGCGAUGCGACCAGAGAAGCUGCGCGUGCGCGCGCGCCACCGUCCGGAUGGGUCGGUGAACAUGGGCGAUGACCCGCACUUCUGGGCUCAGGCGCUACCAACGCGCACCAUGGACGGGAGCAUGCAGCGUGGUUUGGGGUGGUCGCGGCGUACGACGAUGGGGGCCAACGGUGUGCCUGUGGUGUAUCCACACUGA